AUGGCACCCGUUGUCGAUGUCCAUACACACAUCUAUCCACCGGCAUACGUUUCGCUCCUUCGCUCACGCACCACCGUCCCGUACAUGCGAACGUUCUCCGACAAUCCAUCAGCCGGAGAAAGACUUGUGAUUCUACCCAGCGAAGAUGCAGCAACAUCCACUGCGCGCGGACGCCCAAUUGGCCCUGAAUACUACGAAGAAGAGGAGAAGACCAAGUUCAUGGAUAAACAUCACAUUGACAUCAGUGUUAUAUCUCUUGCCAAUCCAUGGCUAGAUUGGUGUGACGCAUCCGAGGCUGCUUCUGUUGCGACUCAAAUCAAUGAUGAUGUCGAGCAAGUCUGUUCGCGCCAUCCAGGCCGCUUGUAUGCCUUUGGCACUCUACCACUCAAUGCUGGUGCCGAUGCAGUAGUCGCAGAGAUCAAACGUCUCAAUACGCUCUCCCACUUCCGUGGCGUCAUCAUUGGAACCUCAGGACUUGGNAAAGGAUUGGAUGAUCCAGCUCUUGAGCCCAUUUGGUCAGCCCUGCAGGAAUCCAAGCAACUCGUCUUCUUGCAUCCUCAUUACGGUCUUCCUGCCUCCGUGUACGGCGACAGAGCGGCAGAGUACGGACACGUUCUGCCUCUAGCCUUAGGCUUCCCUAUGGAAACCACAAUCGCAAUCACUCGAGCCAUUCUUUCCGGCGUCUUCGACCGCUUCCCCAGUUUGGAAAUGUUGCUUGCACACUCUGGCGGUACACUGCCUUUUCUGGCUGGCAGGAUUGAGUCCUGCAUUGCUCACGAUGGUCACUUGAAGAAAGCAAACAAGAUUGAAGGAAGGAGAUCGAUUUGGGACAUCUUGAAGACAAAUAUCUAUCUUGAUGCCGUGGUGUAUGGCGAAGCUGGAUUGAAGGCUGCGAUUGAAGCUAGUGGAAAGGAUAGAUUGAUGUUUGGAACUGAUCAUCCGUUCUUUCCUCCGCUGGAUGAGGGUGAUGAAGAAUGGCUUUCUGUCAAGACAAACACGGCAGCUGUGGGUGAGGUGUUUGGAACAGACCACAAGAGCAGAGAUGAUGUUAUGGGUGGAAAUGCUGUCAGGGUCUUGAGACUUGAAUGA
This is a messenger RNA of Aureobasidium musti, 1089 nucleotides long. The record is from the annotation of a GenBank genome assembly. Lineage: Eukaryota; Fungi; Ascomycota; Dothideomycetes; Dothideales; Saccotheciaceae.